This is a messenger RNA of Macrosiphum euphorbiae (potato aphid), 777 nucleotides long. The record is from the annotation of a GenBank genome assembly. NCBI's taxonomy places the organism in Eukaryota, Metazoa, Arthropoda, Insecta, Hemiptera, Aphididae.
AUGUCUAACAAUCUCCGUAUCCUCUACUGGAACUGCCGGGGCGCCUCUAAAAAACGCCUCGAACUCCUUGAAUUAGUUCAAAGGAAAAACAUCGACAUUAUUUUACUCAAUGAAACGCAUCUUAACAACUCCCAACAAUUCAAACUUCCAAACUUCCUCUUAUAUAUCACUAAUCGCCCCCAACGGCUAGGACAUCCUGCGUGGGGAGGCACAGCCAUACUUAUAAAUCGAAAAAUCGUUCACCACCAGAUUAAGAUCACUACAUCAUCAAUUGAAAAUACCUCAAUUCAAAUCCAAGUAGGCAACAAAGAAUUAAGAUUAUCAGCGGUCUACAAAAAACCUGAUACCCUACUUCUUACUUCAGACCUAGAAUCUCUGCUUGAUACUUCACACUACGUCACCAUAGCAGGCGACUUAAACGCCAAACACCAAUCCUGGAACAGCAGGAGACAAAACACAGCAGGAAACACGCUCGCUAAUUUCGCAGACAAGAGAAGGGAUAUAACCAUAGCUGCCCCGACUUCGCCCACUCACUAUCCUGAUAACCCGAACCACAAUGCUGAUAUACUGGAUAUAGCUAUUCUCAAAACAGGGAAUCUAAGGUAUACAAUAGGAAAUCUCACAGCCGAACUUUCUUCCGAUCACACCCCUAUAAUUCUUGAGCUACAAGCCCAAGGCACUCAAACCCUACCACCUAAAGCUUUUAAACAUACAGAUUGGACCAAAUUCAAUCUUGAUACCAAAAACAUAAUCUUUGAUCACAAGAAAUACGAUUGA